GUGGAUAGUUCAGGCGAUGAAGAACCCACUUCGAGAUUCUGCUGCAAGUACAAAAAGGAGAACAAGCGUGUUCGGGUAAGUAUUUUCGGGCUGCGUUUAAAAUAACCUGUGCAAGUUGGCACGAACCUUUCAGUGAAAUGGCACAAACCAUAUAGGAAAUGUUAUGAGCAAUUUGCGACGUUAUUCGUUGUGAUGCAGAAGUAACCGCUGAGUCUCCUGUUUUUGGGGAUUGUUUUAAUGGUAAAAUUUUCUUAUCGUUUUCAAAAUUUUACUUGACAGAACUUGAAUUGUUUAAGUGGACUGUUAACGCGAAAACCAAUGCUUGCGUAGAUGGCCAGAUCUCGCGUUCCGAUCACGAUCGUGAAAAUAAGAGCACGUGAGAAGGAUCUAUUUUCACGGGCGACAAAAAUCAAAUUUUUGUCAGGUAAUUUGGAACUUUGAAUCCAUAAAAUUGAAGUUUGAAUCUUUUGGCUUUCGACGGCUUACAAUGGGCCAAUGUUACCCCAUUUAAGCCUGUACUGCUAUAUUAGUCACGCGCUUCAGUUCAUCUGUUAAAAAUACACUUUUUAGUAUCUGGAAGCAGAGGGUUUUGAAGUUAAAUUAACUUGGAAAAAUAUUUGAUUGGUAGAAAAUCCCGGGAGUGUAAUAUAAAAUGAUUUGAUUUAUAAAACGCAACAUGCACUGUGAAGAGGAGUCCUCAGUUCUCCCUUUAGGUUGAUUCCCGUAUAGAGAAGUAGGCCUCUUGCAAAAAAGAAAAUUGGUUGGGUCCUCUGCUAGUGCUUGUUUCCUGAAUUUGACGUCAUAUUUUCUUCUUGCAUGAUUACAACUGUGACAAGACUACAGGCAAAAUACCUCAUGAGAAAACCGCUGUGGUUGAGAAAGUAAACUUGACGCUCAUUGAUUCGCCAGUCAAAAGGUAACACUGGUUGCCAAUAUUAUUGGUGCCUUCCUUUACGUUUCCGUACAAUAUAUUUUAUUAUCAAGAGAAUGGGCUUUUUUGUGCUUGUAUUAAUCGAAACUCGUUCGGUCGUUUGCUCGAGCAAGUUUUCCGGUGACCAAUGCGACCUGAACUUUCAAUUAACAAAAGUUACAAUCAAGAAUACUGCUCUCGACUUUCGACUGGAGUAUUUAAAUUAUUUCAUACAAUUCAAACAAUUAUACCUAACAAUAAAUCAGUCUGAUUUUUUUUUCUUAUCAAGGGUGUGUGUGGAUAUUGAGACGAGCGACAGCGAUGAGUGCCUUUUCAAACCAGUCUUUGCAUCAGAAAAGUGAGUCACUCAAAUAUAUAUACCAUAAAAUUUCCGUAGUAACAGUGGAGUCAUUGAACGCGUUUACGAACAAUUAACUCUGAAGGGUAUAUUUUAAUUGUCUGAUUAUUUCAAAACGAUGUCGGUGAGCGAUCACCACACCUUACACGAAACGUUAGAGAAUUUUGCCCUCCCGCUGUGGCGUUUGAGAAACCGAUGAAAUUCUUUUACUGUCUUCCAUAGAGAUGUGGCUGAAAAGGUAAAUAAGAAAGUGCUGACACACCAGUUGAACGACUCCAGCGAUAGCAGUGAAGACGAACAAGGAACUGAUUACUUGAACGACGACCCAAUGUUUCCCAUCUACCGACAGGGAUUGCUUACGGGUUUGGCUUCCAAGAAAGUGGUAGAUAUCCUCUUCCAUCCGCCUCGAGAACUUAUUGCACGUGCUGUUCCUUCCGCUGUCUCCGAAAAUUCUGUCUUUGUGGUCCAAAUAUCUGCCCCACACAUAAAGCACUUUAAAAAUAUUCUGGCGACGACCUUGGUGCAUGGAAUCCAACUGGGACGAAACAGCAAUGUAUUAUAGUAUGAUAUACUAUAUAGUAUAUAGUAUGAUACUACCGUGCUUCCACCAAGAGGAAUCCUGUUCGUAAGGCUUCCCAAUCAGAAUAUGAUGAUCAUGAGGCACAGGUCUAUAAAUGUACCAGAAGCUUCUACAGGAAUGAAUCCUCCCCCGAUUUGCAAAGGAUUUUCAUUUAUCUGACAGGUAAGACUAUUUUAACAAAUAAAUAACAGUGAGGUCCUUAUGGAAAAAUCUCAAAUGGAGGCCUAGCGGUAUUAACCUAGCGAUAGCGAGGUCAUUACGACAAGGCCUCAGUUUGAGAGGUUCCUGUCACAAUGAAUAAACAGUUGAGGUUAGUAAGACAUUUGUAACAUGGAUCAUGAAAAAAGCUUCCGAAGAAAGAGAAAGUCAAUUUAAACCAAGGGUCAAACUGCUCAAGUGAAAUAAGUAAACUAUGGCGUGCUCCGAAAAGUGCUGUGUGGCCAAAAAUAGGAAACAAAAUUAUUGACAAAAACAAAACAAAACAAAAUUUUUCUAUAUUCGAGUGAAAAACGUCCAUCUUCAAAACCUCACCGUAAAAAAAUUUACGUCCUCAUUAGUCAUAAUGUAACAAAUCUGACCAGCAAAAGGGGGUUUUAAUCAAUACAGCAUAUCACACCAGUGCACAACAUCUGGUUACCAAGUGUAUUCAAAUAUCAAAACCUUUAUUAAUUUUCAUCUUCUCCUUUUUCAGAUUCCAACGGAACGAUUCACGAUUUUGCUCUUCUGCAAUAUGUUUUUGAUGAUAAUGAACACGAAGUUAAAGUUAAACCACAUGGCAAUUUUAAAAGUCUUUCCAAAGAGUAUUACCGCACUUCGCAUACUACCAUGGAGCGGUUAAAAGAGCCCGCGAAAUCUGACUCUCCCAAGACGGUGUUUUUCAAGAGUAUCGAAGAAAAGGGAACAAUUUCAGACUUUAGCGCAGCUAGCCAUGCCAGAAAUCUAAAACAGAUAAAGAACAUUAAAAAAACCAUGGAAGAGCAACCUGGGGAUUCUACACUCGAGCUGAUAGACAUGCGAAGCAAGGAAACAGAGACAAAGACAACGCCUUCGUCCGUAAAGUAGAGACCUCGUCAGAUCCUUGUGUUGUCCUAACCACUGACCAGCAACUUAAGGACGUGGAAAGAUUUUGCACAAAUCCUAGCCAGUUCAGUAUUUUAGGAGUCGAUCCCACUUUCAAUUUUUGGAGACUAUUAUGUGACUCUUACUACAUACAGGCAUCUCCUUCUCCGAACCAAAGAAGACAAGAAUCCAGUCUGGAUUGGACCAACCCUAGUACACCACAAAAAAGAACCAUCCAGAUAUUACGAGCUCUCGUCUACCAUGAUAAAGCUGAAUGCAAAAACCCAAAAUGUUCUAGUAUAUUGUACUGACGGAGAAAAGGCAUUGGGUGAGGGUUUCGGUAGACCUCUCCCUUAUGCCCAGCAUUUACUCUGUGACCUGCAUAUGAAAGAAAACAUAGUGUCAAAAAUGAACGAACUUGGAAUACGGGGCAAACAAUCAGAAGUCAUUCUAAGUGACAUCUUCGGAGGAGAUAUUGGUUGUGAGAGGGUUCCUGGUCUUAUAGACUCGGAAAGCCCCGCCCAGUUCAUCCAAUUCAGUUCAGUUCGACCAAUCUGGAAAAAAUGAAGGAGGAGUGGCUUUCCUUACACCCACUCUCAGAGCGCUUUGUUACUUACUUUUGUAAGUAUAAAGCGGAAAUUAUAAGGCAAACGAUGACAGCUGAAUUGAGAACCAUGGCUGGUCUAGGCUGGCCACCAGGUGUAUACGAUCAGAACGGAAAUGAAUGUAUGAACUCGGUUCUACAAAGAGAGAAACAACUUACAAGGAAAAGGAAGCUUUCCAUUCCCGAAUUUGCCAGGUUGCUGCAGACGGUGGUGAAAAGACAGAGAACAGAAGAGGAUUUAGCAUUUAUUGGGCUCGGAGAGCUAAAAAUGGACAAAAAUUACGAGGAAGAGGGAAUGAAGGAGUCUGUCUUUUACGGGAAGACGAGAGCGCAACAAGAAGCGGCGCUCAAAAAAUUUCACAAUCUCCCAGUAAAGACAGUUUACAUAAUUCCUAUCAACCUGGAAAACACAAAUGAAGCGGACACAAUGUCACCAUUGAGUUGACCUCAAGAAGAUUUUGGCAUUAUUCGGGUUCCCUUCAGUAUACUAGCACGUAUGUACCAUCGUGCAUCGUUGAUUUUGGCGCGCAAAGAAGAAAACAUUCAUCCCGAUCCUGGAAGAGGGGACAAUUUGCCACGUUGUGUGGCAAACGAGGCAGUUGAUGCUCCAUCGUAUGCAGUUUGCAAGAAACGUUCUGUGCGACGUGGAACAUAUUAUGUGUGCAGCGGCACUUGUAUCGAUUUUAAAGCGUAUGACAUUUGUGCUCAUACUUUAGCUGUGGCUGAAAUGGGUCGUUCAUUGACUGAGUUCGUUCAUUGUUACAAGACAAGGAACCAAAGGCCUCCUAACGUGGAUGCCUUGAUUCACAUGGACCUCCCUCCUGGACGUGGGUCAAAAAAGACCAUGGCAACACAAAGAAGGAAAGGUGCUACAAAUAAAAAAAGAAAGGAAGUUGUGGAGAGUUACACUAACACCUCUCCAACUGAUCAAUCAGCAUCGAAUCCGGCGUCG
This is a messenger RNA of Pocillopora meandrina, 4463 nucleotides long. NCBI's taxonomy places the organism in Eukaryota, Metazoa, Cnidaria, Anthozoa, Scleractinia, Pocilloporidae. The record is from the annotation of a GenBank genome assembly.